Messenger RNA from Belonocnema kinseyi, 678 nucleotides. RefSeq lists its product as uncharacterized. The record is from RefSeq and is a predicted model, not a curated record. Gene Ontology annotation, molecular function: nucleic acid binding. Bases 1 to 678 code for a protein of 225 amino acids. Lineage: Eukaryota; Metazoa; Arthropoda; Insecta; Hymenoptera; Cynipidae. The transcript has a single exon.
AUGCCCCUGCAAUCUUGCCAAAACAUAAAGUCUCGAGCCUUAUAUUGGAACAAUUCCAUCACAAUUUAUUACACUCAAUAUUGGAUUAUUGGUGCUCGCAAUGAAAUUAAGCCAAUUAUUAAAACUUGUGUCGUACUUGUACGUGAUAAUGCAAAAACAGAGACUCAGCUUAUGGGAAAUAUACCAACUCCUAGAGUUACACCAUCACGUUCAUUCUCACAUGUUGGAAUAGACUACGCAGGUCCAUUUUCAAUUCGCUCUAGUUCUGGUCGUGGAAUCAAGUCGCACAAAGCUUGCAUUGCAGUCAUUGUAUGUUUUGCUGUUAAAGUCAUCCACCUAGAAUUAGCUCACGAUUAUUUAACAGCUUCCUUUAUAGCAGCGCUUAAUCGUUUUACUUCGCGACGUGGACUUCCCACAGAUAUUUACAGCGAUAACGCUACUAACUUUCGCGGCUCUGAUCGAGAGCUUUCGCGAGCCUUUCGGAAAUUACAAAACGAUUCAAAUUUAGCUUCUUUGUUUGCCGCAGAUAGCACUACUUGGGACUUUGUACCACCAAUUGCUCCUCAUUUUGGAGGAUUGUGGGAAACGGGAGUUAAACGUUUAAAUUACAUCUACGAAAAAUAUUGUCAAAGUCUACGCCUUCUACUGACGAGCUCGAAACUCUUUUAUGUCAAAUAG